GUUAAACACAUGUCCAGUUGAAAAUUGCAACUGGUUUUUGAACAAUUGAAUGUUUUGUGUUGAAAUAAUAGGCUAUAAAAACCAUGGUUCAAUUAAAAUUCAACGACGCUGUGGUACAGCAGAAUUGUCAUGUAGAGAAUCCUGUUCUCGUGACAAAAAUAAAUGCAAAUGACUCAACAGCCACGGCGUUUAUUAUUUGGAAAUAUUCAAUAACAACAUGGAAAUGUGAAUAUUACUGCAUAAAAAAUUCCGAUCUUACGGGAAACGUUUACAUUUCUGAGAAUACAAAUCUUCAUUCAGCUUUAAAAUUUUGGUCAGAUCUGCUAGCAUCUGUUCCUGGUCGAGUUGUGGUUAUCACAGACGCACGCUUUGAAAACUCAACAACAGAUAUUCGUGUCACAACCCAUGAAAUACAAGUUACUCGAGCUAGAAAAGGGCUAGAAAGGCUUCGAAUUACGGGUGAUGGCGAAAGUGAUGCUUAUUUGUUCACAAGAAAAUACUUCAAUGCCAUGAAUGAUCUGAAAAAUGGCACAGAGAAAGAUCGACAACGGUUUAAAGAGCAUAUCCAAAAAAUCAAGUCACCAAAUUCAGUACAUUUCGAACGUGUUGUUAUUUCAUAGGAUCAUUCAAGGGUCUGUAUUUCCCAGUUUUAUAUAUAUCUUUAAAAAUAUAACACUUACAUAGAGUUUAAAUGUAUAUAAUUAAAUGUAUAUCACAGACGGCAAACAAUGCUUA
Molecule: messenger RNA, 735 nt
Organism: Folsomia candida
Lineage: Eukaryota; Metazoa; Arthropoda; Collembola; Entomobryomorpha; Isotomidae
Exons: 2
Coding region: 84-620 (178 amino acids)
Source: RefSeq, a predicted model, not a curated record